Molecule: messenger RNA, 1849 nt
Organism: Ilex paraguariensis (yerba mate)
Lineage: Eukaryota; Viridiplantae; Streptophyta; Magnoliopsida; Aquifoliales; Aquifoliaceae
Source: the annotation of a GenBank genome assembly
CUCUCUCUCUUUCUCUCUCGGUCCCUCUCUUUUACCUAAUCAACACACCUGCAUUCUGGGAAUCAACGGGAAAGAGCAGAGAGAGAGAGAGAGAGAAACAUCUAAACAAACAAGCAGAAGAAGGGGAGAGAAAGAAGCAAUAAAAGAUGCAGAGAGCUGUGAUGAGAAGGGCUUUAUGGGGAAGAGAAUUUCAAGGUUGGCGUCGAUGCUUGUCUCAACUAACCCAAAAGGAGGCCUCUCUACCAGAGGAUGGCUUCGUCAUUCCCAAACUGCCCCCAUUCGACUAUUCUCCUCCGCCGUACGUCGGACCCACCGCCGAUCAGAUAUUGAGGAAGCGAAACGAGUUUCUCAGCCCUUCUAUGUUCUAUUUCUACAAGAAACCUCUGAACUUGGUCCAUGGCAAGAUGCAGUACUUGUUUGAUGAGAGUGGGCGUAGAUACCUUGAUGCAUUUGGAGGAAUUGCUACGGUGUGUUGUGGUCACUGUCACCCUGAUGUGGUGCAGGCAAUUGUCAAACAAACCAAUAACUUACAGCACUCCACUAUUCUUUACCUCAAUCAUGCCAUUGCAGACUUUGCUGAAGCAUUGGCCUCCAAGUUGCCUGGAGAUCUCAAGGUGGUGUUUUUCACCAACUCUGGAACAGAAGCAAAUGAGUUAGCGAUGAUGAUUGCACGGUUGUAUACUGGGUGCCAUGACAUCAUAUCACUGAGGAAUGCGUACCAUGGGAAUGCAGCGGGGACUAUGGGUGCCACUGCACAAUCUAACUGGAAAUUUAAUGUUGUGCAGAGUGGAGUUCAUCAUGCCGUGAACCCAGACCCAUACAGAGGCAUCUUUGGUUCAGAUGGUGAACAGUACGCAAAAGAUAUUGAAGACCUCAUUCAAUUUGGAACUUCUGGCCGUGUUGCUGCAUUUAUUUCUGAAGCUAUACAGGGAGUGGGUGGUAUUGUUGAAUUGGCUCCUGGUUACAUGCCUGCUGCCUAUAGCAGUGUUAAAAAAGCAGGAGGCAUUUGUAUUGCCGAUGAGGUCCAAUCUGGUUUUGCUCGCACAGGGAGUCAUUUCUGGGGAUUUGAGGCCCAUGGAGUUGUGCCAGACAUAGUGACAAUGGCCAAGGGCAUCGGAAAUGGGAUUCCCCUUGGUGCUGUGGUAACUACUCCUGAGAUUGCACAGGUCUUGACGCAACGCAGUUACUUUAAUACCUUUGGAGGAAACCCCGUAUGUACUGCCGCAGGGCUUGCUGCUCUCAGAGUGAUUGAGAAAGAAAAACUUCAGGAUAAUGCACAUGCCGUGGGAUCCUAUCUGAAAGGACGCCUCAAUACCCUCAAGGAUAAGCAUGAAAUUAUUGGGGAUGUGAGAGGAAGAGGAUUGAUGCUUGGAGUUGAGCUUGUAACUGAUCGGCAAUUGAAAACUCCUGCGAAGGUUGAAAUUCUACAUGUGAUGGAGCAGAUGAAAGACAAUGGAGUGCUGAUCGGCAAAGGUGGAUUCUAUGGCAAUGUUUUCAGAGUUACACCUCCACUCUGCUUCACUAAGGAAGAUGCAGACUUUCUUGUGGAUGUUAUGGAUUAUGCAAUAUCAAAUACGUGAAGACUUUUGCGUUGUAGUCCACACAGGAGAUUGAACAUCAAAUCCACUUCUCUGAUCUUACUGUGGAUAAAGAUGUUCAUUUCAUUGUUAAUCAUGGAUGUGGCACACCUUUAUAUAGCUAUUGUCAAAUAAAUUAUCAAUGUAAAUAGGCCUCUGCAUCAUUAUACUGCAGUAACCUUAUGGUUAUACUUUGAAUCAACUCCUCGUUGAUUCUUUGAUGUCUUCAUUUUUCCUGUCUUAUAAUGAGUCAACGAGUUGUUGUCUCUCUC